Penicillium angulare is the source of this 4536-nucleotide messenger RNA. It is a transcript of the gene pan1, whose product is annotated as actin cytoskeleton-regulatory complex protein PAN1. Gene Ontology annotation, molecular function: actin binding. The record is from RefSeq and is a predicted model, not a curated record. The transcript has a single exon. The coding region runs from base 1 to 4536 and encodes 1511 amino acids. Gene Ontology annotation, biological process: endocytosis; endosomal transport. Gene Ontology annotation, cellular component: cytoplasm; plasma membrane. NCBI's taxonomy places the organism in Eukaryota, Fungi, Ascomycota, Eurotiomycetes, Eurotiales, Aspergillaceae.
AUGUACUCCUCGUCGAAUUCCUUCCUCGGCGGCGGUGGUGGUGCUGGCCGUCCGGGCCAGGCCCCAUUCAUGCAGCAACAGCAGCAACAGCCCUCAUACUCGCAAUUCCCACAAGGUCAACAGCAGCCAUCAGCGCAACAGCCCCAGCCAACAGGAUUUAUGGCGCCGCAACCGACUGGAUUCGCUGGGCAACCGUCGCCGUUCGGAAACCGUCUCCAACCCCAAGCUACCGGGUUCCCCGCGGGACAGCAGCUGCAGCCUCAGUAUACUGGUUUCCCUGGCCAGCAACCACAGCAACAGCAGCAGCCACACCUGCAGCCGCAGCCAACACAACAGCCGGGAUUCCAGCAGCCCCAAUUUACUGGGUUCCCUGCCCAGCCCCAGCAACCUCAGCCUACGGCGCAACCUCAAGCGCAAGCGCCGCAAUUGCAAGUCUCUCAGGCCACCGGGCUCCCUGCGCGAUACAAAACCUCGAGCGAAAUGGCAAACUCCUUCCAAGAUACCGGUGCCUCUGGACCACCUCCACAAGUCCCGCCUAAGAGUGGAUCAAAGAUCCCCAGUAUCCGACUUUCGUUCAUUACCGCUCAGGAUCAAGCUAGAUUUGAGCAGCUUUUCAAGUCGGCGGUCGGUGACAGCAAGACAAUGGACGGCGAGAAAGCGAGGGACCUGUUGAUGCGCUCCAAGCUUUCGGGAGGUGAUCUGGCUAAGAUUUGGGUUCUGUGUGAUUCAACCAAGUCAGGCCAGCUGUUCUUCCCAGAAUUCGCAUUGGCCAUGUACCUGUGCAAUUUGCGAAUCACUGGUCGCGAAGUUCCAUCUACGCUACCUGAAACCAUCAAGAAUGAGGUUUCCAGCAUGGUUGAUAUCAUCUCCUUUGAUGUUCCCGACUCAGCGCCGGCACCGCCCCCGCGAACCAAUGUCCCCAACUUCGAGGCUCACCUCCUGGAGAACAAGUCUACGCCGCCAAUUGUCCAACAACCUCAGCCUCAGCAGCCUAGCAACGCGCAACUCUUGAAUCAACUGACUGCACAACCCACCGGAUUCUUCCCUCAGCAGACUGGUAUGCAACCCCAGCAGACCGGCAUGCCAGGACAGAAUCAAUCACAGUUCCUUCAGCCACAGCAGACUGGCUUCCUGACCAACCCUCAGCCAACUGGAUACUCGGGCCCCCGGCCUCCAAUGCCUCCAAUGCCCACUGGUUUUGCCUCGGGCCUAAGCCCUGCACAAACUGGCGGACUGGUUGCGCAGCCUACCGGCAUACCUGGACAAUGGGGUUUCAUCAACACUCCUGCACAGGGUCUGCCUAACAUUGAGGCCAUGAAGCAACAACUUAUGCCUCAACCUGGCCGUGAGGGGGGCUUUAACAUGUCCGCCCUCUCAGGUAAUGCUACUGUGGCCUGGGCGAUUACAAAGGAAGAAAAGAAGAUCUACGAUGAUCUAUUCCGCGCAUGGGACGGUAUGCGUAAGGGUUUCAUUGGCGGUGAAACCGCCAUCGAAAUUAUGGGACAAAGUGGAUUGAACCGCCAAGAUUUGGAACGUAUAUGGACACUAGCGGACCCUCACAACCGUGGUCGUCUUAACAUGGAUGAGUUUGCCGUGGGAAUGCAUUUGAUCUACCGUGCUUUGAACGGAUAUCCAGUGCCUAGUCGUUUGCCGCCAGAGCUGAUUCCCCCCUCUACAAGACAUCUUAACGACUCCAUUGGUACGGUGAAAUCACUUUUGUCCCAAGAUGCGGAGAGCCGUAAAGCCACCGGGGCGUUCUUGCAGCCGCAGAAAACAGGAGUCAGCUACCUGAAGGACCACUCCUUCCGUGGAGGUGGCGGGGCACAAUCUGGAGCUAACCGCAAGGAUGCAACUAUGUUCAAGAAUAAUGACUCUGCUGGUGGUUACCGUUCGAGUGCACGUCGCCGCGUUGGCAACGACACCCGAACACCCUCACCUGGUGCCUCUGAAGCUUCGCAAAGCGAUGAGUUUACUGUCGAUCAGCUAAAGAAGAAGAUUCGGGAGACCAAGAUCAUGCUGGAUGCAGUUGAUUUCCAGGAUGAAAACAAGGCUGAAGAUGACGACGUUCUCGAUCGUCGCGACCGCCGGGAAGCAGAGCACCUCAUGGAGCGGAUUCGCCGUGUGCAGGAUGACAUUGAUACGCACCCUCACGCCUCAUUCCGUAACCUGGACAGUGGAGCAGAGCGACGAUCACUCCGCCGCCAGCUGCAAGCCUUCGAAGAUCAAGUCCCCCAGGCCGCGUCUGAUGUUCGUCGCGUUGAGCGAGAGAUUGCCGAUGCGAAGCUCGAGCUUUUCCGUCUGAAGGAGGCUAAAUCUAACCCGAGCGGUGCUUCUAAUAUUGUCGGAACUGGCCCUGGUGGCGCCGUCACCGAGGCAGACCGUAUCAAGGCUCGCGCUCGUGCCCGUAUGCAGGCCCGUGCUGCCGAAUUGGCGGGACGCCCUGCCCCAGCGACCGAGGAGGACAAUGGCGACUCUGCUCGCCGUAUGGAGUCAGAGAGAGCCGAUGCCAACGCCGAGAAAGAGCGUAACGACACCAUGACCCGUGACGUUGAGGAAAGUGUCCGUGAUUUCACUCGAAGCUUGGCGGAUAGUAUGCGUGACGAAGGAGACAACUCUACUCGUUCGCACGAGCGACGUCGUUGGGAGGAUGCCUUGGGUGUUGAGGAUAUCAUCCGUGACUUUAUUUAUGACCUAAGUCGCACCAGCCGGACUGCGCACGUCCGCAAGGAUGAGUAUGUCCCAAAAGAUAAGAUCAAAUUAGAAACCGAGCUAACAAACUUUUACAGCCGCGAAAGAUCCACCCAGGAGGAACGUUCACAGUAUUCAUCACCAGCUGCUGAGUCUCCUGCCUCCCGUCCUUCCAUGCCAACGCCUACUGGUUCCUCAGGCUCCGUCCCCGCCAGCACCGGCAAUACGCAUGAAGAUCGUGUCGCUGCUGCUAGGGAGCGCGCCCAGAAGCGCAUUGCCGAGCGCAUGGCCGCUGCUGGCCUGAAGCCUGCCGAUGCUGGUGAAACUCUUCAGCAACGACAGGAUCGCGAGAGGAAGGAGCGUGAGGAGCGUGUCAAGCGCGCCGAGGAGGAGGAUUCCCAGCGAGAACAAGAAAGACAACGUCGUUUGGCCGAGGAGCGUGGGGUCCCUGCCCCAAGCAGCACCGCUGCCGCCCCAAAGCCUGCAGGCAAGAAACCUCCACCUGCGCCUCCGACUCGCAGAGCACGAACCGAUAGUGCCGGCCAGGCUGAUGCAAAGAAGGCCGAAGAAGCCGGUAAGGCCGAGCAUGCUGCCCGUGAGCAAGCUAUUAAGGAGGAACAAGCAGCACAGGAAAUCGAGACUCAUCGUCUUGAGGACGAGUCGAAGCAACGUGAAGCAGAAUUUGAAAAGGAGAAGGAGGCCCAAGCAGCUAGACUGCGUGCUCUCGAAGACCAAGUUCGUCAAGGCAAGGUCAAGAAGCAGGAAGAGAAGCGACGUAAGGAAGAGGCCGCUCGACAGGCCAAGGAACAAGAGGCUAGACUUGAAACCCAGCGUGCUGAGCUUAAGAUCGCUAAAGAGAGAGAGCUUGAAUUGCAACGUCAGCUCGAAGGCAUUGAUGAUAGCUCAUCUGACGAUGAAGGUCCCGAGAGUGCCUCUCCCAGAUUCAGCACUCCUCCACCUAUUCCAAUUCCAGUUGUGUCUGAGCCCGACCCCGAACCCGAGCAUGCUGUCCCGGAGCCCGAGACGGUUGUCAGUCCUGCUGUUAGCUCCCCUGAUAGCAGCCGUGCAUUCCCUGCCGUCACACCUGAUGCCGAGUCAAAGAAUCCUUACUUCAAGUCCCUCGGCCAUUCCACGGAAGCGGAAGCUGCACAAGCCGCGCAAGCUACUUCGCCGCCAGCAGCACAGUCUACCAAUCCCUUUCACCGCUUCACGCAACAAUCGCAACAGCCAGAGCCCGCAAAGCCCACCUUCACGGGUGCAGCGCCGCUUGAACGCAAGAUCCGUGCCCGUCCUGAAGAGGACGAUGACUGGUCUAACGCCGGCUCUGACGCUGAUUCAUCUGAUGAAGAGGAAGAACGCGCAGGUGGUGGCAGUGCUAAGCAACUUGCUAGCAUUCUGUUCGGUACCAUGGCACCUCCCCGUCCUUUGAGCGCGAUGGAUGAAGAGAAGGCUGGCUCCAACUCUGCUACUCCUGUACAAGAUAGUCCCGUUGCUCCCCCUCCCCCUUCAAAUGCUGCUUUCUCUCCUCCCCCUGUGCCAUCCGUCGAUUCUCCUGCUCCUCCAGGUGGCGCACCUCCACCUCCACCACCACCUCCCCCUGGCGCCCCUAUGGGUGCUCCUCCUCCCCCACCACCUCCUGGUGCUCCCAUGGCUGCUCCCCCUCCUCCACCGCCUGCUCCUGGUGCACCUGCUGCUCCACCUCCACCUCCCCCUGCGGCUGGCGGUGGUGGCGGUGGUGGUGGUGGCGGCCACUCUGCUCUGCUUGCCUCCAUCCAAGCUGGCAGAGGUCUCCGCAAAACACAGACCAACGAUCGCAGCACAAGUUCCUCGGCUGGACGUGUGCUGUAA